ACCAAGCGCUUAAAAUUCCCUCGAAACCCAAAUCACGUGACGGGGUCUCCGCUCGGACAGGUCGCGAUGCUGCUCAACCCGGCGUGCGAGGCGGCGUCGCUGGACAGCAUCCUGCACCACCUCCUGGACGAGCCGCCGGCGGCGGCGCCGCGGCCGGUGUACUGCCGCAGCGCGAGCUUCGGCAGCCUGGUCGCGGACCAGUGGAGCGAGUCGCUCCCGUUCCGCCCCGACGACGCCGACGACAUGGUCGUCUUCGGCGCGCUCCGGGACGCCUUCUCCCGGGGCUGGCUCCCGGACGGCUCCUUCGCCGCCGUCAAGCCCGAGCCGCCGGCGUCCCCAGACUGCCCCUACGAGUUCGGCUCCUGCCUCGGCGCGGGCGGCCUCCUCCCCGCGUCGCCCGAGGAGGAGGAGGAGGACCCCGAGACGCGGACGGCCGAGGCGGCGUCGGCCGCGACGACGCCCGGGGCCGGCGAGGAGGCCGCGGCGGUGGGCAGGGGGAAGCACUACCGCGGGGUGAGGCAGCGGCCGUGGGGCAAAUUCGCCGCGGAGAUCCGGGACCCGGCCAGGAACGGCGCGCGCGUGUGGCUCGGCACCUACGACAGCGCCGAGGACGCCGCCGUGGCGUACGACCGCGCCGCCUACCGCAUGCGCGGGUCCCGCGCGCUCCUCAACUUCCCGCUCCGCAUCGGCUCCGAGAUCGCCGCCGCGACGGCGGCCGCCGCCACCGCCCCCGCCCCCGCCCCCACCGUGGGAGAGAAGCGGCCGUCCCCCGAGCCGUCCGCGAGCUCCGACUCUUCCUCCCCCUCAUCGUCGUCCUCCUCGUCCGGGACUCCCAAGCGGAGGAAGAGAGGCGAGGCCGCGGCCGCGACCAUGGCCAUGGCCCUGGUGCCGCCCUCGCCGGCGCAGCCUCCCGUCCAGCUGACCCUCCCGGCCCACCCGUGGUUCGCUGCCGGCCCGGUCCAGCAGCUAGUGAGCUAAGUGGCGAUGCACUGAUGUUAGUAUCAGUCGAUCUUCCUCGCGAGAAAAUUGGCUGCUUGAUGAAUCGAGCCGAGUGCAAGAACAGAGCAACAUUUGACUGCUCAUCCAGCACACACACACUGCUCCAAGAAAUGACUGGCAUGGAACCUGUCCCCCGAUGGGUUUGCCCAAGUGAAACCAAGAAAAAUGAAGAAAAAAAAGAUGCUGCCUCGUGAGAAAUUAGUGUUUCUUCUAAGAAGCUUGUAAGGUAGAAUCAGGAGUGUCGUGUUGCUGCGUCAUCGCAUUGGAAUUGGGAUUGGUUGAAAUCGGAAGCUUCUCCGUGAGAUGCUGCUGGCCGUGGCCGUGGUGCAAAUUUGCAUCAUCAGCACUUCUUCAACGGAUACUAGUAUUCUUUGUUCUUUAGUUUGGAGUAUUAUUCAAAGUGAUUCCUAUCAAAAUUGUCAGAUGCUACUUCACUGUCUGAUUGGAACAUGAGAGCGUGCGCACUGUUGUUGCAUAGGAGUAUAGUAUACUAAUGUUCAACACUA
Panicum virgatum (switchgrass) is the source of this 1505-nucleotide messenger RNA. RefSeq names its product ethylene-responsive transcription factor 2-like. Bases 67 to 978 code for a protein of 303 amino acids. Gene Ontology annotation, molecular function: DNA binding; DNA-binding transcription factor activity. The record is from RefSeq and is a predicted model, not a curated record. Lineage: Eukaryota; Viridiplantae; Streptophyta; Magnoliopsida; Poales; Poaceae. Gene Ontology annotation, biological process: regulation of DNA-templated transcription; ethylene-activated signaling pathway. The transcript has a single exon.